CGAAGCAGUUUCCUCCGACAAUAUAUGUUUUUUAAGUAUGACAAUGUCUCCACGUUAUUGGGUUUAAUUUCCAUUUUUUUUUUUUUAAUUAGGGUUCUUCAGAUCGACAAUCUUUUUCUCUCUCUCUCUCUCUUUCCCAUCGAAUCAUCCUAAAGAUCUCAACUUUCUUCAGAUCCGUAAGUAGAGAGAGAGAGAAAAAACUACACAGACUGUAUUUUCAGACAAAACCCAUGUUAAAGAUCUGAUCUUUCUUCAGUUCUGAUGGUCUCUAAUCUGUAAACGAAAGCUAGAGAUAGUAGCGAGAGAGAGAGAAAUGGGUCAAGACGGGUCGCCGGCGCACAAAAGACCCUCCGGAAGCGGCGGAGGACUUCCGACGUCAACCCUAUCAAACGGCGGAGGAAGAGGCGGUCGCGGCGUGUUACCUCGAGGGAGACAGAUGCAGAAGACGUUCAACAACAUCAAGAUCACGAUCCUCUGCGGAUUCGUCACCAUCCUCGUCCUACGCGGCACGAUCGGCGUCGGUAACCUCGGGAGCUCGAGCGCCGACGCGGUUAACCAGAACAUCAUCGAGGAGACUAACCGGAUCCUAGCCGAGAUCCGGUCCGACUCGGAUCCCACCGACUUGGAUUCUCCUCAGGAGAUAGAUAUGAGCACCAACGAGACUUACGCCUUAGGGCCUAAGAUAACGGAUUGGGAUAGUCAGCGUAAGGUGUGGCUUGACAAGAACCCUGAGUUUCCUAGUACUGUCAACGGCAAAGCUCGGAUCUUGCUGUUAACGGGGUCUCCUCCCAAGCCCUGUGAUAACCCUAUCGGUGAUCAUUAUCUCUUGAAGUCAGUGAAGAACAAGAUUGAUUACUGUAGGCUCCACGGGAUUGAGAUUGUGUACAACAUGGCUCAUUUGGAUAAGGAGCUAGCUGGUUACUGGGCCAAGUUGCCGAUGAUUAGGAGGUUGAUGCUGUCUCAUCCUGAGGUUGAGUGGAUUUGGUGGAUGGAUAGUGACGCUUUGUUCACUGACAUACUCUUUCAGAUCCCUUUGGUUAGGUACGAGAAGCAUAAUCUUGUGAUUCAUGGUUAUCCGGAUUUGCUGUUUGAUCAGAAGUCGUGGAUUGCUUUGAACACUGGGAGCUUUCUGCUGAGGAACUGUCAGUGGUCUUUGGAUUUGUUGGACGCUUGGGCUCCCAUGGGACCUAAAGGGCCGAUACGUGACGAGGCGGGGAAGGUGCUGACGGCUUAUCUCAAAGGAAGGCCGGCUUUCGAGGCGGAUGAUCAGUCGGCGUUGAUCUAUCUCCUCCUUUCUCAGAAGGAUACGUGGAUGGAGAAAGUGUUUGUGGAGAAUCAGUACUAUCUCCACGGGUUUUGGGAAGGUUUGGUUGAUAGGUAUGAGGAGAUGAUGGAGAAGUAUCACCCCGGGUUGGGCGACGAGAGGUGGCCGUUUGUGACGCAUUUCGUGGGGUGCAAACCGUGUGGUAGCUACGCUGAUUACGCGGUGGAGAGGUGCUUGAAGAGCAUGGAGAGGGCUUUUAAUUUUGCAGACAAUCAAGUGCUGAAGCUGUAUGGUUUUGGACAUAGAGGGCUGUUGAGCCCCAAGAUUAAGAGGAUCAGGAAUGAGACGGUGGCUCCGUUGGAGUUUGUAGACAAGUUUGAUAUUCGCAGAACGGAAGUGGAAUUCAAACCGCGUUACUAGAGGGAAACGAGGAGAGGGAUAGUCACAGCUCUGAUGAUGAGAUCAUGGACACAGUAUAGGUAAAAAAAAUAUAUGACACUCACAGAUGCAAAACCUGUACUUGCUACUUCACUGUUUCUUUACUUCUUUUUUUGUUUUGUUGUUGUUUGCAAGGAUCUUUUAGCUUCAACAUUCUUUUUCCAUAGAUGUUUUUUGUGUUUUCUUCAGUCAAAUAUAUGGAGAAAUUUUCAUA
Molecule: messenger RNA, 1916 nt
Organism: Brassica oleracea var. oleracea
Lineage: Eukaryota; Viridiplantae; Streptophyta; Magnoliopsida; Brassicales; Brassicaceae
Product: putative glycosyltransferase 5
Exons: 1
Coding region: 314-1684 (456 amino acids)
Biological process (GO): xyloglucan biosynthetic process
Cellular component (GO): trans-Golgi network; membrane; endosome
Molecular function (GO): hexosyltransferase activity
Source: RefSeq, a predicted model, not a curated record